Molecule: messenger RNA, 2489 nt
Organism: Scophthalmus maximus (turbot)
Lineage: Eukaryota; Metazoa; Chordata; Actinopteri; Pleuronectiformes; Scophthalmidae
Gene: sgcg
Product: sarcoglycan, gamma
Exons: 9
Coding region: 352-1224 (290 amino acids)
Biological process (GO): cardiac muscle tissue development; heart contraction
Cellular component (GO): sarcoglycan complex; sarcolemma
Source: RefSeq, a predicted model, not a curated record
ACGUUCCUCCCUCUCCUGCCGCCUGUCACGAGGAUCUGACCACCGCCGGCUCAGCUCCACGUUUCAUUCGCCUGGAGGGGGAAUCGUACCCUCUGGGUCAGUGGAUCCAGAGGGAGUCCCAGGGAGAGACAGUGUGUGUGUGUGUGUGUGUGUGUGUGUGUGUGUGUGUGUGUGUUUCAGGGGGGCUGGGAGUGGCAGCGCCGUCUCGCGGUGACACUUCCACCGCGGCUGAAUUUAUGUCUCACAGCUGUUGAGCGGCUGACAGACGUGCGAGCAGCUCGGGCGGCGUCACACCAACUCGAGCUCGAGCAGUGAAGAGGACGAGCGCUCUGCCUCAACACUGACCAGCAGAUGGUGCGGGAGCAGUAUGUCGCCACCACCCAGGGCAGCAGCUCGCCCCGGCCGGUGCCCGACCUCGUCUACAAGAUCGGCAUCUACGGCUGGAGGAAGCGCUGCCUCUACCUGUUCGUCCUGCUGCUCAUCACCAUCCUGGUGGUCAACUUCGCGCUCACCAUCUGGAUCCUCAGGGUGAUGUGGUUCAACACGGAAGGGAUGGGAUACCUGCAGGUCCACUCGGACGGGGUCAAGCUGGACGAGGGCGAGUCGGAGUUCCUGUUUCCCGUCUACGCUCAGGAGAUCCACUCCAGAGAAGACUCGUCGCUCCUCCUGCACUCAUCGGAAAAUGUUUCCCUCAAUGCCCGUAAUGAAAAUGGUGAUGUCACAGGGAGGAUAUCAGUGGGUCCAAAAGAGGCUCAGGGACAAACUCGAAAACUGCUCAUUAACUCCAACAAUGGCGACAUGCUGUUCACUGCAGAUGGCGACCAGACUGUGAUUGGACCAGACAAACUGCGGGUCACAGGUCCUGAGGGAGCGCUGUUCCAGCAUUCAGUGGAGGUGCCGCAGCUGAGGUCUGAACUUUUAAAAGACCUGAGGUUGGAGUGCCCCACUCGCUCCCUCAGCUUGGACGCACCCAAAGGAGUUCACCUCAAAGCCCUGGCUGGCAACAUUGAAGCCUCCUCCAACUUGGAUGUUAUUCUGCAGUCGAGUGUUGGACUGCUGGUGCUGGAUGCCGAGACGGUGCGCAUGCCGAGCCUGCCCCUGAGCGGAGGAGGGGUUUCUGGAAACACUCAGAAUCUCUACGAGGUCUGCGUCUGUCCCAGUGGCAAGCUCUUCCUGUCCAAGGCUGAGGUCAUCUCCACUUGCAGUGAGAAUCAGGAGUGCUAGACCGAGACUCCCUGAUCAGGUAAACUGGUUUUCCCCCGACUCGAAGUAGAUGCAUCUGCUGCGAGGCAACAAAAGCACAACAGUUUAUAUCUGGCCCAGGUUUUUUUUUUUUUUGAGGUUUAUACCACAGAGAGAAUCUGCGGCUGAUCCCGUUUGGCACAUCCAGGCCUGUAGAAUAGACACAUGCCUGCCGGCGUACAUGUUGGGAGACGUCAUGAAAUGGCUCCUUUUAGUCGCGUUUAUGACCUUCUGACUAUUCAGCUGGAACAAAUUGGCACUCAGAACCAAAUGUAUCCGCAUCAGAGCUUCGUGGAGAAACGUUUUACACACACAAUAUCAUGGCUGGGCGAUGAGGAGCUGGAAACAGCUUACAUCCUAUGCAAUAUUAAUGUCGUGGUGCAAUAAAUGAAAGAGACACAUAUCAAGGGCUUGGACUAAUUAGAAAAAUAUACAUGGCGACAGAAUGUCAUGUUUUACACUUCUUCUCCAAGCCCUGGAUAUGUUGUAUUUUUGUUUUUGGUGUUUAGCAUGUUUGUUUUUUUAAUUAAAAUUGGAGAAAAAUGAAUAAAAUGCUGGUACAUGUUUUGUCAUUGUCACAGUAGAUUCAGAGACGACAUUCAUAUUUUUUUUUCCAACUCUGAGCAACAGACUCAUUUCGUACUUUUUGUUUCAAUCGCAUCAUGACGUUGAGAUUUACGUACAAAGUCCUCGUAGUACCAUUAAAUGUUUUUAGCAUGUUUAAUUAUGUCACCCCCGCCCUCCCCCCCAGUUUAUAAGAUUAUGUAUGUUUGGCCUGUGUUAUUUUUAAGCCUGUAAUUAUAUAAUUUGCUACAAGACAGAUAUCAAUUUUCUUCCAUUUUAUUUUGAGUCUGUGACUUAAACAACAACAAGCGAAAACGAAUCAGGUCUAAUGAAGGUUAUGAGUUAUGGGUAGUUUAUGAUUCUGUGUUAAAGGAAAAAUAAUUCAAUCUUGGUUUUUAGCCUUUUGUGUCAAAUAGAUCUUUUUUUUUUACACAAUAUGGAUGAAAGGUACUUGACAUGUGCCUCUAUUGUAACAUUGAGGUUGACUCAAUAAAAAAGGGCAAUAUUUUGUAAUAACAGCAUCAAUUUAUGUUACAUUUCAGCAAGUCUGUUUUUUUAGCAUAAUUUACAUCUGACGGUGUCGUGUGUUAUUAGUUAGUGGUGACAUCUUUGUUCUGGCAUAUUUUGAUAAAGGUUGUAUUUAUUAAUUCUGUAUGUCGAAUAAACUGUGCUAUUCUUCUACA